UUGUGAAUAAGUUUCAGAGGGAGUACAGCCACAUAAUAUAAUUUCUCAUAAUAUUACCCUGAACUCUAACCAGGGAACGCACGGUGAGGCUUGGCCCUUCAAUCAGAAAGAGGGUCUAAAUUGCCUGAAAAUCGAGUCAUUAAGACGAUUCUGUUUAUGUUACAGCUUGGGAGAUCCAAGUCUUAAUUAUGAUGUUUAUCAAAGCUUGAAAGUAAAAACCGCUGAAGAAACAACAUGGCCACGAAUGCCGAGUCUGUAAAGCUAGUCCGGGCCCGGUUCCCGUACAAAGGCGCUAGCACAGAUGAAUUGACUUUCAACAAGGGUGACAUUAUUAUGGUCACGCAACACGUGGAGGGUGGAUGGUGGGAAGGCACACUGAACAGCAAGACAGGCUGGUUUCCUAGCAACUAUGUCAAAGAAAUCCCAUCUGCUGGGGGGUCACCUGUAACUACAAGGUCAUCCAUCAAAGGAACAUCAUCCUCAACAGACGAAGAAAAAUCACAAUAUCAUGCUCAGGUGAUAGAGAGUUUAAUUGAGACCGAGAAACAACAUUAUAACGACAUUCAACAUCUAUUGACAAACAUUUUACAGCCGUUAGAAACUACAGAGAAGCUCAGUCCAGUUGAUUAUGCCACCUUAAAAGGUAACAUUGACCGGUUUCUGCCCUUCCAUCAAUCACUGAGGAAAGUAAUCGAAGAAAACUCUCAAGUAAUAGUUUCUCGAAAGAUGAGGAGAAAAUCAGAUACAAAACAAAGGAUAGGGCAGUGUUUUAUAAAGGCAGCGGCCGACUACAAGACAAUUUACUCAUCAUACUGUGCCAACCAUCCGAAAGCUGUCUCUGUUCUUACGCAACGCGGGGAUGAGCUUGGAAAAUAUAUGGAAAGCAAGGGACAGUCACUGAUGAAUUUGACAACGGGUUUGAGCAAUCCCUUCCGAUGGAUGGACCAGUAUACAAAUGCACUUCGGGAAUUGGAAAGGCAUACAGCAGUUGGGCAAUCAGACAGGAUCGAUGUUGCGACUGCUGUUUCUGUGUAUACUGAUAUAGCAAAAUUUUGCAAACAACUCAGGAAAAGGAAAGAGAUGGAGCAUGAUAUAAUGACAGGAACAAUACAAGGUUGGGAAGGAGAGAAUAUUAACACCCUUGGUGGUGUUGUUAAAAUGUGGCAAUUCUCAGUCAUCCUAGACACUAUCAAAGAAGAAAGAAUAUUCCUUCUCUUUCCAAAUUUAUUAGUUAUUCUCUCACCGGAUGUGAAUAUGAGUGGGUUUACUUAUGAGGGUAAAAUAACAUUGCCAAAUUUACGUUUGACGCGGGUCGAUGAUACUGAGGUGGUUACAAAUGCAUUUGAAAUGUCAAAUAAUGGCGCCGACAAAGUUCUACUCUCGGCUAGUACUUUAAUGGAGAAGGAAGAGUUUAUUGAUGAAACAGAGAGGUUACAGAAUCAACAACCAGCCCCGGUAGUUGUGAUGCGGCGUGAUAAAAAACAACAGGAAAUACAAAUGUCAGAUAUCACAAGUAGAGUAGAAAACACAAAUAAUGCAAGAAACCAAGAUGUUCCAUCACCGCCACCAAUCAAAUUAAGGAGCGUCAGCUUUCUGCGUCCGGCUCCACCCAUCAGCCCCCACACUGUAUGGAAUAUGAAAGGGGAAGGGGUCGUGAAAAGUCCCAAGUCUUCACGCAAGCUAUUGACAUCAGUCAAAAAGAAGCAAGCUGCAAAAUUAGCAAAUUUUCAAGUUCAAAGGUUAGAACACCAGGAGGAGGAUACUCAGAUACUGAAAGUGAUAGAAGCGUAUUGCUUUUCAUCAGGAAACUCGCGCAUAUCAGUUCAAAUGGACAAUACUCCUCCCGUUUUUCUGGCCGAAGAAGAGAAAAUCAUAGUGGAGGAAACUCGGGGUAACGAAACGGUUGUGCAGGAAAAAGGAAAUUCCUUCAGAAAGAGUCUAGUUGAUACUGUCUAUGCACUGCGUGACCAAGUGAAGGACCUAGUCGAUGAGACAAAACGUCUGAAGAGAGACUUAGACGAAGAACGCAAGGCUCGACGCAAACUGGAAAUUACGAUAAGGAAAUCUUUUCGUAGUGUAGAUCGUCACUCUAGUGAUUCAACGCUAUGACGUGAUUCCUUAGGGUGCCGAUAGUUAGAGACGUGUUAUUCAAUAGAGCUUAUAUUGUACAAAUAAGAUACGAAUCAAUAAAUAAUCUUUAGAUAUGCACGAACUGUAAAGUAUGUAGAGAUAGAGAUUUUUUAAAUACAAAAUCUUCCUCUGAUCUGGAUUACAGUAUUAUUUUUUUUAUCCAGUUAUCAAGUAAAGCUCUGAGAUGUUAAUCUCCACAACCUGGUUUUAAAAAGGGCAAUGGAAAUUAGUUCAUCGUAAAGAUAUACUGUCUAUAGAGAAUUACGUUUCUGACGUCAAAAAAAAAAUCACUACUAAGCCAGCGCUACCCAAACAAUCAGUAUGGUUGAGUGCCUUCUUAGAUGGGCUACAGUUCAUGUAGCAUUUUCAACUGAUGUAACUUUCAAACAAUGUAUGUUUAUUUUGGCAUGGACAAUGAAAUAUACAUAACUAAUAUAUGCAAAGUUUUUGUUUGUUUUGAAAACACUGAUAAACUGUGGCUUGUAGCUGAGGAAGCACUGGGCUAUAACGACAAUUUGGUAGAUAGUUGAUCAGUAAUAAACAGCUACUACAUCGUACCAUAACAUGGUCACAUGGUAUGGUAACCUUGCAACAUAGUACUCUGUUGAACUAACAAAAUUGAACAAUAAUAGUUAAAUGAUGAAAUUAUUAGCUCUCUGUUAAAAUGUAGUGAUAAAAAAACUAUAUUCCUUGCAUAUUAACAGAUCUGUAAAAUAUACUCAAUUCCUUUGUGGUUUACAUAGGCCCUUAAAUUUGAUGGCAGUCAGUUUAAGAAUUUUUGAAGCAAAAUAUCUGUAAACGGAAACUUUUUUUUUUCAAAUAGGCCCUCAUUGAAAGUUGAUAGCCUAAUAAAUUAUUUUAUAUGAGCAGUUUAUUCAAUGUUUUAAUUACAAUUUUUAAUGUUUUUGCAGAUUUUAACACAGACUGUAUAUCUUUAUUGUGGUCAGAAUUAAUUGGUUAAGACUGGUUCUUCAACUUAAACUCAGCUCAGAUACUAUCAUAAUGCCUGUAUAAGUAUGUGCUAUGACAUCAUCUUACAUGUAAAAGUGUGUGGUAUGACAUCAUGAUGCAUAUAUAAGUGCAUGAUAUGACAUCAUCAUGCCUGCAUAAGUGUGUGGUAUGACAUCUUCAUGCGUGUGUGGUAUGACAUCAUCAUGCCUUUAUAAGUGCAUGGUAUGACAUCAUGGCUGUAUAAGUGCAUGGUAUGACAUCAUGGCUGUAUAAGUGUGUGUUAUGACAUCAUCAUGCCCAUAUAUAGGCAAAUCACACACAUUUCCACUUGACAGAGCUUAACCAUUAGUGUUGCUUAAAGCUGUGUUUACAUUGUAUUAAUUUUGACCAAGACGAAUGGUCAAAUCGUACUGCUGUUCGUACACCAAAGCAUGCGAUAUCAGCAUGCAGUCUGGAAUAUUUAACCGAGUCGUGCUGUACACAUUGGGCUUUUCUGCUUAGCAAAAAUAGCUUGGUUUUCACUCUGGGAAAAGUUCACACGGUUAAACUAAUUUAACCAAAGGAGAAUGUUACACAUAUUUUUCACACUGGAUUUUUGUUGGUCAAGGGAUUUAACACAAUUAGUUGAAGCAAAAUUAAUCCAAUACAAACAUAUGCUUAAGCCAAUUAUUUGGUCAUGAAAACUGUUCAGAUACAUCCAUAAAAAAAAUAUGAUAUAAUACAUGGUUUUUAGUCAUGUUUGAUUGAUUGUAUUUAAAUAUUGUUAUUAUUUUUCCCCGGUAAGAAAUUAUACUUUAUAGGAUAUAGUUUGAGGUCAAGAUGUGCAAAAAUCUGAAAUUAAUUUUAAUUGUUAAAUCAAUAUUUCUAGUAUACUGAACACAAAAUCAGUGAUUGAAUUGCUUCCUUAAUGAUCAAUGUUAUAACUAUAUGUGAUUCUGUAAAGCCUCUAGUAAUUUAGGUUUAAAUGUGUUUUUACAGAUUUUUUAGACUGCUACUCUAGACUAUGUUUUUGUAUGUACCUAAAGUAAAUUCAGUGUUUCAUUUAGAACAGGGGAAAAACACAAGUUUUAUAUAUUAUAUUUGUUGAUAUUUAUUAUGGAGAACCCAUAUCUUUGCAAUUUGGCCUUAUUAAUACAGUGGCCAAUAUUGUUAUAACAUUGUUGAUUAGCGAAUGAUGGAUAAAUGGACAAUGUAAAAUGAACUUCCUUAUACAUAAAUAAGUUAACACAUUGGGCUUAAUCAACUGGCGUAUUUUCAUUAAGCAGUUGUUUUCGGUACAUAUCAUUAUCAUUCAACAGAUUCCAAAAAUAUGAACUCUGUUGGGGACAACAAAUUGAACGUCCAAUCGAGUAAGCCCACAUGAAUAUGUAUGAGCUACGUUCCAUUAAUUUCAUGUUUAAUGUUUUAGAAUGAUAAAUUUGAGAAAUCUUUACACUUUACUGGCAAAAAAUUUAAGGAUGCAAACGCUAUGCCUCAAUGCUGUAUUCAGAUUACGCAAAACCACAAUUGAAACGUUUUUAUGUAAUCUGAUAUAACUUUUCGAUAGAUUGAUUUCUUUCAAUCGAACAGUUUAUAAUUGUCUUUAUCCACCGAAUACAUAUAAUAUUACAUGCAAAUUUAUACAAUCAAAUAGGAAAAGGAAGGGGUUACCACUUUCUUAAACUUUUUUAUGUAAUCUGAUUGUACAUUUGGAUGGAUUCAGUCAUACCAUUUUUAAUGUGCAUGAUACAAUUUUCUCCAUCCUCCGAAAUAUAAAUACAUGAAAAUCUAAUUUAUGCAAGCAAUGGUGGAAAAGAGAGGUUACCACCUGCACCACAAUAAAGUCUUGGCCAGCUGUGCAAAAAUUUUAAAAUAUAAACUGUUUCUACUCAAAAUAUUUGAGCUUCCAAUAAGAAAAAAUUAUAUAACAGAUUCAGAUUUUUUGGGGGACUGGGGUUUGGUGUUAAUGCCACAUUUAGGAAAAUAUUUAUGAUUGUCAGAAAUGAAAGGCCAAAGAUAACAAAAAUAAUGUUUUUCAUUCCGCAAUUUUUAGGUAUAAAAAAAAUGGCAAGGCCUUUUUUCAUUUACUGUUUUUACAGUCACUCUGCACAGGCAUUUGUAUAAUGUAGACCUUGGCCAGGUCUAGCAACACAUGAAGGUGUUUAUGUUCCUACAUGUUUGAAAAUGGGGACAAACACGUGACAAGACACCAUGUUCUGUUUUUUUGUUUUUUUUAUAUGCUUUAAUUAAGCUUAGUCUAAAGUAUCGGGUUUUAUGUGUGUGAUUUGCCCAUAUUCAGGUGUGACAUGAUAUCAUGCCCACAUGUGGGUAUAUGAUAUAAUGCCCAUAUACGAGUAAUAUUGCUCAUAUAUGGGUAAUAUCAGCCUGUAUAUGAUAUAAUGCCCAUAUACUGUAUGGGUAAUAUCAUGCCCGUAUAUAUAUAUAUGAUAUAAUGCCCAUAUAUGAGUAAUAUUCUUGCCCAUAUAUGGGUAUAUGACAUGUCCAAAUAUGGGCACAUCACACAAAUUUGUCACUUUAAAAUUGAUAGCAAGGACAGAGCUUCAGAAUCAACAAUGUGUGGUACACAUUUAUAUUUAAUGAAACUGUCGCAUAUUUUACAACAAUCAUUAAUGUUUCUUAAGCUAAUUUAGAUGUAGGUAGACAUCACUUUUCAUAAACUAUGUAAUUAAUUAAUAAUAAUUAUUUGAUAUAAUAUUUAAAUUGUUACAAUUAGCUUGAUAAUAGUUCACAUAAUUUGUCAGUUUACUAAAUGUUUGACUUGUUGACUAAGUUGGCUUCUGUUGAGUAAUAUAUAACCUUUCUUUUGUAAACUUUGUUGUAACUUAUUCUGUAGCAGGCCAACAACAUCUUAAGCCGGGUGCAUACUGCGGCCAUCAUGAAUCUGCUCUGAGUGCUUGACGAAGUAACACCAGCUCCUGAUUGUCUUUGGCAGUCAGAGUUGAUCAUCGUUAAAAAAUGACCAGUCACUCGUGCCUCAUUGCACUGUGGUCUUGAUGGAAUUAAGUUAGCAAUGAAGUAUAUACCCAGCUUGAGAUGCCAUGGCUUUGUAAUUUUACUUCCGAAUGAAUGGCUCUGUUGAGGUAUGCUUCAUCCAAGAUCACUGCAACAAUUUUAACCUGUAGACGGUGCUUUCAUGUGUUGAUGUAAUGAAUGUUUUUGCAACCGCAAUUUUAGUAGCCUACAAAUAAUUAAUAUGGGUUUUUAUUAUUAUUAUUACUAUUAUUAUUACUAUUACUAUUAUUAUUAUUAUUAUUAUUAUUAUUAUUAUUAUUAUUAAAUGUUACUAUUAUCAUUAUUUUAUUAUUUUGUUAAUGUAAGGUGAAAAUAAAAGAAGCAAAUAAAAACUUAGGAAUACCGUA
Messenger RNA from Anneissia japonica, 6440 nucleotides. Its product is annotated as rho guanine nucleotide exchange factor 6-like. Gene Ontology annotation, molecular function: protein binding; guanyl-nucleotide exchange factor activity. The transcript has 18 exons. The record is from RefSeq and is a predicted model, not a curated record. Lineage: Eukaryota; Metazoa; Echinodermata; Crinoidea; Comatulida; Comatulidae. The coding region runs from base 235 to 2109 and encodes 624 amino acids.